Messenger RNA from Schistocerca cancellata (South American locust), 453 nucleotides. Its product is annotated as dynein light chain Tctex-type 1-like. Gene Ontology annotation, cellular component: cytoplasmic dynein complex; cytoplasm. Gene Ontology annotation, molecular function: dynein intermediate chain binding. Gene Ontology annotation, biological process: microtubule-based movement. The transcript is spliced from 3 exons. The record is from RefSeq and is a predicted model, not a curated record. The coding region runs from base 1 to 453 and encodes 150 amino acids. NCBI's taxonomy places the organism in Eukaryota, Metazoa, Arthropoda, Insecta, Orthoptera, Acrididae.
AUGGAUGAUUUUGCGGAGGAAGAGACAGAGUUCGUGGUGGAGGAGGUGACGACCCUGGUGAAGGAGUGCGUCGAGAAGAUAGUUGGCCGCGAGACGUUCCAACGCCAGAAGUGCGAGCUGUAUGUCCACCGCAUCGCUGAGGCGUGCAUCUCUGCGCUCGCCCGCCUCAACAAGCCCUUCAAGUACAUAGGUACGUCAUUCCGCAUCACUGGUGAACAGCCGUCACGGAAUCACGACGACUAUGAUGGACAGGGCUGUUUAUGGACUCACAGGUUGUUGUACAACGCCCUGCUCUUGUCGGCAGUGACGGUGGAAGUGGCGCAGAACGACGGAUGUGGCCGCCAUGGAGCGUUCGCCAACUUAUGGGACGCUGGCCGCGACAAGUGCUGCAACGUCAUCUGGAAGAAUGACGUCGUUCUAUGCAUCGUCACUGUUAUUGGCCUUCACAUAUGA